Colletotrichum destructivum is the source of this 879-nucleotide messenger RNA. RefSeq names its product Putative class II aldolase/adducin. Gene Ontology annotation, cellular component: cytoskeleton. The record is from RefSeq and is a predicted model, not a curated record. The coding region runs from base 1 to 879 and encodes 292 amino acids. The transcript is spliced from 3 exons. Gene Ontology annotation, molecular function: actin filament binding. NCBI's taxonomy places the organism in Eukaryota, Fungi, Ascomycota, Sordariomycetes, Glomerellales, Glomerellaceae.
AUGUCAACUGCCACCAUUACCCUGGCCCCGAGUGCGGCAGAGGCCUCUCUAGAGGUGAAACCUGACAUGACAGAAAAGUCAGGGGUGACGGCACUUUCGACUGGGGGCUAUGAGUUUCCCGGCAUUCCCGAUAUACCUGAUCUGUACAAGAAACGACAAUGGCAGCUUGAGCACAUGGCUGGUGCAUUUCGAGUAUUUGCUCGCAAAGGCUUCACCGAGGGUACCAGUGGACAUAUCAGCGUUCGCGACCCAGUAGACCCUAACACUUUUUGGAUCAACCCGCUUGGUAAGCAUUUUGGUAUGCUCAAGGCCAGCGACAUGGUUCACAUCGAUGAAAACGGUCAAGUCAUCGGUGGUAACAGGGCCGCCGUGAAUGCAGCGGGCUUUAUGAUUCACAGUGCGAUACAUAAAGCGCGCCCCGACAUUCACGCAGCUUGCCAUACACAUUCACCCGCUGGGAAAGCUUGGUCAACUUUUGGGAGACCGCUCGACAUUAUCAGUCAGGACACGUGCAACUUCUGGGGUAUCCAAGCUGUCUACAAAACGUUUGGUGGUGUGGUGUUGGAGGCGGACGAGAGCGAAAAGAUUGCGGCAACCCUUGGCGAGAAGGGCCGCGUGAUUGUGCUGCAAAAUCAUGGAUUGUUGACAACUGGGGGUACAGUCGACGAAGCAGCGUAUUUGUUCACGUUGAUGGAGAAGUCGUGCGAGGUUCAGAUCAUGGUGGAAAGCACAGGGCUACCUAAGAACUUCAUCGGAGACAAUGAAGCUGAGUUUACUGCUAAGGUUAACGCUGAUCCGGAGACAUUAUACACAGAAUUUCAACCCGACUUUGAGUAUGAGAUCUGGAAAUCAAGAGGAGAGUUGCAUAAGGGGGAUUAG